UCUACCUAAGGCUUCUGAGAACACUGCAAGAGUGCUGGAGAGAGCACACCCUUCUUUCUCUUCCUGCCGAGCGAGAUGCCCAAAGAUCAUCCUUGGUUCCCAGGAGAGAAAAUACCCUCUCACCCUGCCCCAGGCACCAGGCUGCCAGCCCAUCUGCUGGGGAGAAAGAAGGGACAGAGUUUUUCCCAGUAAUCCUGGAGAAUCAAUUGGAAACCAGUGCUUCCAGAGAAACCCAUCUACUAGACUUAGAAGACAUUUCAGUUCACCCGGGAAAUCAGUGAGGUGGAGCUGAACACCGAGAUGGACUAGGGGCGACGGUCAGGGCUGGCACAGCGGGAUGGGGUCCUUUAGUCACCAUGUGUCGAGACAGGCUAAGCUGUUCAUCCGUGCCCACCCGCCCGCGGGAUGGUAGAAGCGCCCCCCUCCCCGCGCCCAGUCUCACCGGCUCGGAGGCGCCAGAGCCCCCCCGGGGGCCGGGGCGGGCCGGGGAAGGUAAUGUAAUUCUGGACCAGCUAACCCGAUUACCGCGGCCUGCACCGGGCAGGGCGGCGGCGGGGGCGGGUCUAAACUCAGGGGCCCGCCCGGCGGGGGUCCCAUCCCGGGGAAGGACGCAGAGUUCACACACUCCAAGCUUCUGGGUCCGCGGCCGGAGGUCACAAGGUCACCGAGAGGCUUCAGUCUUUCCCCCUCCUUCUUUCUCUGACACGCUCUAGGCACAUUUUCUGGGCUUGGUUGGGGUUAAGUGCCCAUGGGAAAUGAGGCGCCACUGAUCCUUCCAAGGCCUCAGUAAGGUCUCACGUGUCGCCUGUGGCGAUUUCACCCUCCCUCCUUUGUGAGGGUUGGGGGGAGAAGAGUGCGUGAGAAUAGACUUCUUAGGCGAAAAUGGUCUCACGCCGUGGGGCCCUCUGCGUUUGCGGUGUGUGUGGGGAGGGUGUAGAACGCCAGCCCAAGCUUCCACAGGCCCGAGUUGGCCUGGGUGGAGCCGUGGGUCUGCUUUACACUGAUUUCAGAAAAUCGAAAUGCUAAGAAACAGGGCACCAAUUACUGGUGCACACGGACCGGCCUUGCUGGAGAGGCCAGAAGGUGCACCAGAAUCUCCAGCCAGAGUAGCUGUUCCCCGCCCUAGCCCACCGGACACGCCUUGCUACCCUCUUCCCACACCUGUCCUUUUCUCGGGCCUCCAGCUCGCCAGGCGCCGUUCUUACAGAAGAAGCGCCCAGCCACUUCUUACGCAGCCAGGAAACCACAACGAGAUUUGGUCUUCGAGGGCACUUAGGCAGAGGCUACAACGAAUCCAGAAGUUGUCAAGCAGUACGCAUCGAGAGGUGAAGAAUGGGGGGCUGGGUAAAGAGGCACCUCUGGAGGAAGCCGGUGAAGAGGCUGCAGCCAAAAGGCAGAGGCCAGCGAGGAUGGAGGCGAGGUGAGCAUCUCCGCUGACUCAGCUGUGCACGCUAGGGCCCCUCCCGCGCUGAUUCUGGUUCCUAACACUCUCGCCCCCUGUCUCCCACCCACCCGGAACAUCUCCGCCCUUAGGUCUUCCCCCACGCUUGGCACAAACAGACGUCCCUUCCCCUUUAACGGCCGGGCCCCGCCCCUGCCCUAUCACCAGCCCCCAUUACCCACCCGGGGCCGAUCUGUCAGUCACUGCCCUAGCCCGACUGUCCAACCCUCUCGGCUAAGCGGCCCCGGCAGCCCAGCGUCCAUCUGCGCUUCAGAGUCAGCAAGGAAGCUCCUGGGGCCCCAGCUGGCCGCCCUUCCCGGGAUGCGAGUCCCCGCGCAGACGACGGGCAGCGGUUGGCAGGGGCGCGGCUGCUCCGAGUACACCGCGAUGCUGCGGUUCUGGGGGCCCCGGCGCCCCGCCUUGGCCAGCCCAUCAGGCCCCUGAAUCUGCCGUCAGGAGCGCGCCACUGCCAGGUUCCUGGAGCUGCCCACGGCAACCCAACCGACAACCUUCCUGAGGUUCUCCCUGGCCCGGACCCAUGGAGCCGGCGAUGCUCGUUCCACACAACCUUCCACACCACGAGCCAAUCAGCUUCGGCAUAGAUCAGAUCCUUAGCGGCCCCGAACCCCCCGGGGGCGGCCUAGGCCCGGGUCGUGCGGGCCAGGGUCAUGGGGAGAAUGCGGCGUUCUCAGGUGGAUUCCAUGGAGCGUCAGGCUACGGUCCUGCGGGCUCGCUGGCUCCGCUACCCGGCAGCUCUGGAGUGGGCCCGGGAGGCGUGAUCCGCGUCCCUGCUCACCGCCCGCUGCCUGUGCCACCGCCCACUGGAGGUGCCGCUGCAGUGCCAGGGCCCUCGGGUUUGGGAGGCGCCGGGGGCCUAGCUGGACUCACCUUCCCCUGGAUGGACAGUGGUCGCCGCUUUGCCAAGGACCGGCUCACUGCCGCGCUCUCGCCCUUCUCCGGGACGCGCCGCAUAGGCCACCCCUACCAAAACCGGACCCCCCCGAAGCGGAAGAAGCCGCGCACGUCCUUCUCGCGCUCGCAGGUGCUGGAGCUGGAGCGGCGCUUCCUGCGCCAGAAGUACCUGGCCUCGGCGGAGAGGGCGGCGCUAGCCAAGGCCUUGCGAAUGACCGACGCACAGGUCAAGACGUGGUUCCAGAACCGGCGCACCAAGUGGCGGCGCCAGACGGCGGAGGAGCGUGAGGCCGAGCGGCACCGCGCGGGUCGGCUGCUGCUGCACCUGCAGCAGGACGCACUACCGCGGCCGCUACGGCCGCCGCUGCCCCCGGACCCUCUAUGUCUGCACAACUCGUCUCUCUUCGCGCUGCAGAACCUGCAGCCCUGGGCCGAAGACAACAAAGUGGCUUCUGUGUCUGGGCUUGCCUCAGUGGUGUGAGCGACGCUUGAGCAAUCGGCCAAGCGCUCUUUUUAGGACUGUAGAGGCGCGGGGAGCGCCGAGCCCCCGGAGCCGUGGAGCGCGCGACUCCCUGCGCUCAUGGUUGUGUGGCAGCCGAGCGUGAGGAGCAGCAGGUCUUGAGGCUAUCGUCGAGGGCUAUGCAGCCACCGGCGGGGUCCCAGGCCGGCCUUGCACAGAUGCCGGGCGCUCUCCGACACUGCUUUUCCCGCCAUUUCCCACUUAACAGCUGGUACCUGAGG
Molecule: messenger RNA, 3094 nt
Organism: Nycticebus coucang (slow loris)
Lineage: Eukaryota; Metazoa; Chordata; Mammalia; Primates; Lorisidae
Gene: TLX2
Product: T cell leukemia homeobox 2
Exons: 3
Coding region: 1980-2834 (284 amino acids)
Biological process (GO): regulation of transcription by RNA polymerase II; animal organ development
Cellular component (GO): nucleus
Molecular function (GO): DNA-binding transcription factor activity, RNA polymerase II-specific; RNA polymerase II cis-regulatory region sequence-specific DNA binding
Source: RefSeq, a predicted model, not a curated record